CCUAGGUGUGUACUCGACAGGUAAUAAGACACCAUAUUAGAUCAUAUUAAACUAUGAUAACUGAUAUUCAUCUAGUUGAUAUAUUUAUAGUGUAAUACUGAAGGUAAAAGUGACCGGGGAUUUCUUCAAACAAGGGUCAACUGAUGUAAGGUAAAAGGAAGGAGAAGGUUAAAGAUGGGUUGUGGAUCCAGUAAAUCGUCAGAUGAACCAUUACUAGAAGAGUUUCCGGUAGCCGACAGUGAAAAGGGAUAUCCCCCACCUAAACCCCCUGCAAACAGGAAGGAGGAAUGUUUCGAUUCACGAGAUUACACGAACGUCGAAUCUAAUGCUAAAAAGGCCUUGGCUUCUCCACAAUCCACCUAUGAUAGCUUAUUAGGGGAGAUAACUCGAGGAUGUACGACAGAUUUACAGAAACUACGAGCAGUAUACAUGUGGUUGGCGGCCCAGAAGAUAGAGAGUGAGAAUUAUCCGAAGAUCACUGAUAAUUCUACCCCCAGAGGCUACAUGAAAAACAUUAAACAUAAAAAUGGUUCAUACACGGCAUUUUUUACUCUACUCUGCAGAGCUGCCAAAUUACCGUGUGUUAUUGUGAAGGGAAAAGGAAAAUCUCUGAAUUAUGAAGUUGGCGACAAGGAUUUUACCAACCUUAACAGUCAGUGGACAGCAGUAUACAUAGAUAAAUCAUGGAGGCUUGUUCAUCCAUUGUGGUCAUUCCGUGCUGUGUCUGGAUUCAGUAAGGGCAACUGGACCAUGAUCGAGAAGGAAGGACAAGCAGUCAACAAAAAAGAAUCAAAAUCGUCCGGACAUGACGUCACGGGAUUAAACGAAUUUUAUUUUCUCACUGAUCCCGAUGAAUUUAUCUAUAUAUGUCGUCCUGAUAAAGAUCCAUGGCAGUUGUUAGCUCAACCUUGGUCGAUGGACAAAUAUAUAAAUAUUCCUUACUGCCACCCGAACUUCUUUCAGUUUGGUUUAAAACAUGAUAAAGAUCUCAAAUGCAUUCUCAAAUCACAGAAAGGAAAAUGUUGGAUUGAUAUCAUGCAUUCGGAGAACGUCGAUCCAACAUUUAAAUACGAACUGUUCUAUAACGAAAACGAAUCUCGUCGUCAAGCGCCAACUGAUAAAAGACUAGAUAAAUUUGUCGCUUACAACAACGAAGUGGAUUCGAAGGGCGUUGUUAUUCGAUUUCCGGUUGAAGGCGUUUUUAAAAUAGUAUUUAAGGGAUUCUGCGAGUUUAAACUAGAAUGUGAUAAAAUCGGCGAAACUGUUGACGAAUUUCCAAACAAUCCCGAAUUUGGCUAUGGACAGGGAACAACUGCCAAGAAAGGGGGAAUUAACUCCGCAAGUCCUACAAAUGGUUUUAUUUAUUUAGCGCGAUCUCAGAGAAAAACCUUUAGUUUAAAUGUUGAUGACCCGGCAAAGGUUACAACUACCUUAAAGAGCGGAGAUAACAAAAUAGAUUUCUCUGAUCACGUGACACAAGAUAUUUCCGGAAAUAGAGUGAAUAUUGACGUCAUGAUGCCGGAGAACCCGGAUGUUACAGAUUGUGUGUUACAGAUUUUAGUUGCCGGUAACCCCGCCCUCAAUUACCUUUUAAGUACUGACAAAAUAGUCAAUGAAAGCAAGAAGAAGGCGGAUCCAGUAAGAGACUCGUUGAUCAAGGCUACCAGAGGAACGGAUAUAGAUAAUCUGCAACGAGCAAUAAAUCAAUUUGAAAGUAAAGGACUGGAAGAUAAAGGCGAUCUGACCAGAGCCAAGGCCAGACUACAAGAACUUAUAGACGACCAGAAUGCAUCCAGAACAGAUGAGGCAUUAGACAGAAGUAUAAGAGACAGACUGAAAUUAGCUACUGAAGAAAGUGAUAUAGAUGAAUUAGAGGAAGCCAUUAAUGAAUUUAUAGCCAAUAGAUUAGAAGAUAGAGGUGAUUUAACAGAUGCUAAACAAAGAUUAUUGGAUCUUUACACCAGUGCUUUAGAAACGGCGAUAGAUGAAAGGAAUCUAGAUCGUUUAGAAUAUACAGUAGAACGAGCAAAGAAUUCCAGGGUUUGUGGUUCUCUGAGACACUCUCAAGUCAUGUUGGAUGCAGAAGAAACGUUAAGACAACUUAGAAGAUUGAAGAAAUACCUUGUAAAGAUUUUAGCAAUGAAACAGUCGACAGUAUCUGAAAUCAGCAGCUACAAACGACCUAAACAAUGUGUCCAUGACGUCAUGAAAGCUACAUAUCUAUUACUGGGCGAGAAAGAUAAAGCUUUAAAUAGAUGGGAACAUAUUCAGAGUUUAACCAGACGACUGGGUAAAGAGAGUUUAAUCAGAAGAAUAAAACAAUUUGAUGUAAUAAAUCUUCGAUUACCAGUAGCCAAUAAAUCAGAUAGAUUAUUGGGUUUAUACGAUCAAACUCUUGUAUGUAAAAAUAGUGCUGGCGCUGGAACCUUUUAUAACUGGAGUCGUCAUAUGGUGGAGGAGGUGGAAGAGAACGAUUCCAGAAGAAGACAACGUCAUGUUUAAAAUUUACACAGCAGCAAAUAAUUAGUCUAUUUAUCAUAUAUAUCAAUAUAUGUCUGUUAUACAAUAUCCCCGUCCAUAUCUGUCUCAUAUAACAUCUAUAUCUGUCUCAUAUAACAUCUAUAUCUGUCUCAUAUAACAUCUAUAUCUGUCUCAUAUAACAUCUGUAUCUGUCACAUAUAACAUCUAUACCUGUCUCAUAUAACAUCUAUAUCUGUCUCAUAUAACAUCUGUAUCUGUCACAUAUAACAUCUAUACCUGUCUCAUAUAACAUCUAUAUCUGUUAUAUAUAAUGUCUAUAUCUGUUUCAUAUAAAGUCUAUAUCUAUCUCAUAAAUCAUCUCAUUCUGUCUCAUAUAAUGUCUAUAUGUCUCAUACAUGUAUGAUGUUUAUAUAUGUCUCAUAUAUCUGAUCUAAAACCGAAUAAAAACUGAGAUGUAUCUUAUAGUGAAUAUAGGUGAAAUGCACAACAUCCCGAUUUCGUGUCGGCAACAAUCUUUCGGGUAAAACAGAUUUCUCGUCGGCGAUUUUUCGACACAGAUCUUUCGUAAUCAAAAUUUUGUCAAACACGAGAAUUCCCAACGUCUUCUGUGGUUACAUAGAAAUGUUUAUUUAAGCGUCCACGCAUGCCCUGGUUGAUUGAUUUAUACAAUAUUAAAGUAGCUAAGUCUCUAACUCAAUAUCAUCCAAAAUCUUCGACAUUCAAAACGAGAAUUAUUGCCAAUUUUAAUCAACAUUGAUGUUGUGGUCUUACCGGGAAAAGAUAAGCUUCUGAAAUCGAAUAUUUAAGCCAAAAUAAACAUUUUGCCAUUGGUACACGAAUCGUGUACCAUAAUGCGUUUCAACGCCAUUUGUAACAAGGGACUCGAAAAACGGGGCUAGGCUUAUUCUGUAGACUGGAAUAACCCGACGCUAGAGAUUGCCAUUCGAUUGAGACUUCUGUCGUAUUUCGCCAAACGUAACUGAUUAGAAAUUACAGUAAAAACAGAAACUAUUGAAUGUAAAUCAGUUUGUAUACAUUCGUAUUACAUUAUUAUAUGCGUUGAGACCCAUAAUUUGUGUCAAUUUCUAGAUCCCAAAUAUUGGCGAUUUAGCUCCUUUAGACUUUAAAAAUAGGGAAUAGAUUUGAUGAACCCCGACAAAACAUCAGAGAAAAUAAUGGAAAACUGCCGACAAAUAAAUCUUGGUGUGUGCAGGCCUUUAAUGUAAUUCAAAUGUUAAAACUGAUGUAUUUUACAUGCAAACGGUAGGAUUUUUUAGCAAAAUGUCAUGGGCGCUGUUAUCUCCCUUGAACACAUAAUACAAAUAAUUUUUUUAUCAAAUAUGACCAAAAUGUGACAGUACAAUUAUUUGAAAAAGAAAAAGUUUGCGGAAAAGAUCAAAAUUAUUUCAAUGUCAAGGCGGAUGCAGAUGGGGUUUGCCAGGUUCCUGUUAAGGAAAUUUGACCGUUGCCAAUGCAUGAUGCAAUUAAUUUCAUUGACGCAAAGCAUUAAUUGUGAUUUCACAUAUUAUGCCUAUAUAAUUAUCUAGCGCUUUGAUUGCCCACCUAAUCCCACUAUCUGAUGAUAAAGGAUAAAGUACACGACCGUGACUCUUGGAUCCCUUGGGGUUAAUCGCCCUGCCCCUUGUAAAUGUGAUUCCAUUCUUGCAUAUUCUUUACAAAAAUAUAUACUUUAUUAUAACAUGGUUAUUUAUAAGAUGGAAAAUAGACGAAUAGGUGGAAUCAACAAAUUUAUAUUAGUAAAGUAAAAUGAAAGAUAAAUUCUAUGGUGUAUUGUUUUUAUAGCUGUAUCUGUGAUAUUUGUCAAUAAAGUGCUUUAUUUAUUUAUUUAAAGAGCUAAAUCU
This is a messenger RNA of Patella vulgata (common limpet), 4343 nucleotides long. RefSeq names its product hillarin. The coding region runs from base 175 to 2502 and encodes 775 amino acids. The record is from RefSeq and is a predicted model, not a curated record. The transcript has 11 exons. Lineage: Eukaryota; Metazoa; Mollusca; Gastropoda; Patellidae.